UAAUGUAUUGGCUGUUUUACAGCCAUGUAUAUAGUCAGGUUUAUUUAAACUUUAGUGAAAAAAUGAAAAACACAAUGGAUAUUGGCGUCAAUGUGAUAUUGUUUGCGUUUGUUGCAUCGUGUUUUCAAGGAACCGACUCAAGUGUGACAGUCUAUCCACUUGUCAUUACUGUUCUUGAGGGUAACAAUGCUACAGUUCGGUGUAUAUAUAACGGAGAAAACAGCAUGCAGGGAGUCUCAUUCAGUCUAAAUCAGUCCGGAAUCGCAACUAUAUUUUUACCUAAUUGUACAUUCAAUGCUCUAGGUUUUGUCAAUUACAUUACUGCUUGCGAAGGAAACAAAACUUUAGUGGUGACCUUAGUUAAUGUCUCAAGGCAUGAUCAUGGAAAAACACUGACAUGUAUAGCUUUCCUUCACAAUGCUUCCCCGAUACAGUCGUCAAGUGCAACAUUAUUGAAUGUAAAUGUACCGAUUAAAAACAUAGCCAUCACUUCUAACAACGCAGUAGACGACGUAGUUUCUGUGUGUGAAAAACAAUCCCUCAUAUUUCAUUGUAAAACAUCAGCGGCACGUCCAGCUCCAGACAUAAAAUGGGUUUAUGGGAACAAAUUUUCUGCUGAAGAAGAAAUCAGUUCAGUUAGCAGCAUCAUAUUUGAAAAGGAUGGACAUGAUUUCAGCAUCGCGUCUAGUACACUUAAUGUUACUGCAAACAGGUCUUUUAACAGUUGGAAUAUCUUCUGCAUCGCAAGCAACAUUCCGAACCACAAAAUGAAUUCUAGCAGUUUGUCUUUUAACAUUUUAUACCCUCCAGAUCAACCGCCUUCUAUACUCAAUUCGAACAUGACAAACGUAGUUACAUACAAUGUCAUAGAAGGAAGACACGAAGUAGUAACAUGUGUAGUACCAGGAUCAAACCCUGUUGCCAAUUUAAUUUGGACAGGUUUAAAUAACAGGCAAGCAGUUGAAAACAGUAUUGUCACCAACACAUUAGAAUGGGUGGUUUCAAGACAAGACGCGAAUAUAUUUACCUGCAUAGCAAAACACCCCUGUAAUGAUUAUGAGAUGUCAAUAUCUGUUAUGAUAAAGGUUCUUUUCCCACCUACAGUCCAAAAUAUGGCGGAUAUUAACAUCAUUGAAGGCUCAAUGUUGAACAUAACAUGUAACGUCACAUUGGGUUUACCAGAAAUGGCGGCAUUCAAGUGGACACGACAAAUAGACAGUUUCGUAAUGAAUUCACAAUCACUGAUAAUAAAGAAUAUUAGUCGUGAUUCUUCAUCGACUUAUACUUGUGCUGUAGCAAAUGUAAUGAAGCCUACUAUUGGACCUGAUGAGAGAGGAGAAAGUAGCGGUUCAUUAGAAAUAGAGGUUUUAUAUCCACCCACAAUCAAUUCAAUAGACAAUUUUACAAUACUUGAGGGAUCAUAUUUUAGCUUAGCUUGUCCAUUUCAUCCAGGAAAUCCAAACGACACAGAAAUCACUUGGUCAGCAAAUGGCAAAAUAAUACAUAGUGUUACUAAGAUAUUGUCAAUCAGCAAUACCUCGAGAGAGCAUGAUAUGAUAUAUACGUGUACUGUUUCUAACAUAAUGAAACCGACAGCUAAAAACAGAGUGAAGGGAACAAAUAGUGAGAGUUUUCAUCUUAUUGUUGAAUAUCACGCAAAUGUUGAGGAAUUCUACAUCACGGGACAUUAUCACAAUAGUAUCGUGACCAUAAAUGAGCAUGAAAAUGUCACAUUCCUUUGUCACGUUUCCAGUAAUCCCAUCUCAGUAACUGGCAUAAAGCUUCAAAGUGGACAAGUACUGGUGUCGGCUAUAUCGAAUGAUGUUUCCUAUGUUCUUGGUCCUGCAAAAUGUCUAGAUGCUGGCAUGUAUGAGUGUUCCGGGAAGAAUAGGCACAACAAAAUACACGCAACAAGACGGCACAUAGGUCUGCUUGUAAAAUGUUCUCCUCGGGUCAACCCAUUAGUUCCAUUCAAUACUAACAUCACAACCAGAUUGAAUGCUCCUUCUGUCACGACGUUUACAGCUUUAUCCUACCCGUUACCGUAUAUGGUUCUUUGGCAGAAAUUCAAAGGCUAUGGUUGGACAAACAUUACGCCAAGCAAGGAUGUAUCAAUUCUCCAGGUUGGACUGAAUUUCAGUCUGACUAUUAAUAAUGUAGUGGAGGAAGACUUAGGACAGUAUCGACUAGUUAUUGCCAAUGACAUCGGACAGUUUGAGCAACAGUUCACAAUUCUUGCCAUAGUUGAACACCAUCAAGACAAGGAAGGUAGCGGAAAUGAAUCUCUGAUUGGUGGUGUAAUUGGCUCAAUUAUCGCAGCAAUAGCUGUAACUUCGGCAAUCUGCAUAUCAAUAUAUAUUUUACGAAGACGAGUGAUGAGACGACGGAAAAUGGAGGAUAAUGCUACCUAUCAAAAUGACUUAGAUGCCGAUCCGCAAAGAAGCAAUAACAUCACCGAAUACGAAGAGAUUAGUAUGCAUCAAUACACAAUAAGGAAGCCAUUUGGAGAGCGCAUCACAGACACAGACAGUACUUCAAAUGCGGAAAAACAAUAUGAAAUAUUAGACCAAAACAGAAAAGAAAGAAACGAUUACAGUCAACUAUCCCGGGUCUGUGUGGAACUUGGUGAAAGCAAUAGUCCGUGCUCGCUUCCAAGAGAAUUAAAAAGUGACAAAGAUGUCCCCGUUUAUACAAAUAUGAAAAUUUAAGUAGACAUUUUAAAUCAAUGGUAAAUUACGCGUGUCAUUAUAAAAUUGCAAACAGCUCUUAUAUUUUGCUGAGAUAUUGAUGAGAUAUUUUCUUUUUAAUGUGUUUUAUUAUUAUUAUUAUUAUUAUUAUUAUUAUUAUUAUUAUUAACUUC
This is a messenger RNA of Ruditapes philippinarum (Manila clam), 2860 nucleotides long. RefSeq lists its product as uncharacterized. Gene Ontology annotation, molecular function: cell adhesion molecule binding. Gene Ontology annotation, cellular component: cell-cell junction. The coding region runs from base 3 to 2708 and encodes 901 amino acids. NCBI's taxonomy places the organism in Eukaryota, Metazoa, Mollusca, Bivalvia, Venerida, Veneridae. Gene Ontology annotation, biological process: cell-cell adhesion. The record is from RefSeq and is a predicted model, not a curated record. The transcript is spliced from 12 exons.